UUUCAUUUGAUUUCCUCUCAGUGCAGCUAGGCAGCAAUGAGCCUCAGACCUCUGCCUAUCUUUUGCUAGGGGGACUUCUCACUGUCAGCUUUUCUUUGGAAGUCAGAGACUGAGUGCUGUAUUCCCAAGGAGAGAGUACUUUUCUGGAGCUACAGAAAGCAAAGGCUGGAGGAGGAGACACCUGCUGGAGAAGGGGCAGGGACUAGAAGCUAAAGAAGGAAACCAACAGCCAAUAAGGCGAGACUGCACUCUGCCUUGUUGGGCUGGGACACCAGGAGGUCAGGGAUUUCUGAAUGUGAGUGUUCUUCAGAUGCCUCUUUUUCUUAAGAGGCUCUACUCCAUCAGUGGAUAUCUAAACAUGGUGAAGGAAACUCUUGUCUCUCUCGUUUAAGCUAUCCUCCACACAGGAACGCUGUCUCUGUUUUUCUAGAUGAAUCAUGUACUAGCAAUCUAUUAUCUUCUUGCAUAGGCAGUUGGUUUUGGAUUUACCUCUACACCAUUUCUUCCUGGUCUCUCUAGCCUUGAAACUUUGCCUACUGUUUCUUUUAUGUAUAGAGGAAGUACAGCAAUGUGAGCCAGUCAGGGAGUCGGGAGAGGCCAUCAGUUCAGUGGCCUGCAAGACCAGGCCUGUUGUCAUCCUUAAGAGUUCAGGUGUAUGGUCCAACAAGGUUGAGGUACGGUUCGUGACAUUAAUACUCAUGGUUAGGAAAGCAGAAAAGUUAUAAGUUACAUGACUAGGAUCCAAACUUUCUGUUGGUCAGGAAUGACAGCAUUUUCUAGCAGUUUUCAGGAGGCAUGUCCUUUUCUGGGAGGCCAGCUGCCAUGAGCAAGUUAGUUCUUGCCUCUUAUUUGCCUAUGAAGACAUUGGAUUUCUCUCACGUGUUUAUGAAGUGCCUGCCCUGUUGUGAUGGGCUCUUUUAGGGAGAGUGGCUGGAGGAAAGUUUUCUGAAUUAAUGGGAUCUUGUGUGUUAUUUAAUGAUUUUUGUGUUGCUCUAAAAUCCUUCAUAUGCUCAAUUCUUGAGCUGUAAUGUUAAACACUUCCUUCUGUAGAUAUCAACUGUAGUGUCAAAACAGUGUAGGGUAAAGUCUAUGACAUCUUACCUCAACAUCUUCUGCAUUGUUUCUCAACUGGGGAAAGUUGAUGACUUGCUUGGCAACACAGGGAGUGGACAUUUCCCACUGAGCGUGAGUAAGAAGUUCAUUUCUGCCUACAAAGGCAAACAUGAUUCUUGGAUCUGGGAACACUGAAGCAAUCCUGCAUUUUAUCCCUUAGUCCCAUGCUGUGAAUCUCCACCAACAGAAACAAAGGCAGAAUUGGGGUUACUAGUAGAGGCCCUGGAAGCUGACAGUUCUGGCUAGGAGGGGUAGCCUCUGUCCCUACUCACUUGGGAAUUUUGGGGAUGUGACUUAAGCUCUUGGACAUAUGCUCUUAUAGGUCACUGUGAGACUCAGCGAAGAGUCUAAAGAGUCCUCACACAGUAUUUGAAUCACAGAAUGUGAUCAGUGAGUGGAAAUGGUUGGUUAUUAUCUUCCCAUUAGAAUAGAGAUUGACUACUCAUUCCUCUGAGAUCUUAGAAUAGGGAACUUAAACUCUAUGGCUUUCCAUACUACUGAUUGUCCAAUGGUUCCAGAUGGAGCCCAUACCUGCCUCUACUUGUUAUUCAAGGCUGAGUAUUCAUCUCUGUAAAGAAAAUGGCCUUCAGGAUAAUUGUCUUACAGGGAUUUUGUAAGGGCCAAAUAUAAAAUUGUAGCACUAGAAAUGAAAGCAUCUAUACAGGGUCAUUAUUAUUGCUACUAAGGGACUUUAGAAAUUGUACUUGUCUGCUGUGGAAGAGAAUUAACCACAUCUACUACAAGAAACAGGUGUCUCCUGGGCUGUAGAAAGUGGCUGUGGAGAGGCUUGCUAGAUACAGACAUUAGUCUCUUUAAAGCUAUGGAACAAUUGAGGUGUGCAGGUGACCCUGAGGAGCUGAGCCAGGUGCUAGCCCUCAGGAGGCACACAGAGAGUAAGGAAACAAGGAGCCCAGCAGUCAGCAGAGUCAUGUUAACUGUCAGUGUUCUGCAGGGCCAGGGCCUUCAGGGCUGCUGAUUAGAAGACUCCUUGUUGGUAUCCUGGGCCAUUUGAAGAUGCUGCCCUGGCUUCUUAUUUUCUCUGUUCUGGAUCUCCUGGUGUAUGGCAGUCCUACCAUAGUUUCCCGAGAGGAAUGGGGAUCGAGUUCACUCACCUGCAGAGCCCCACUGAGCCUGCCUGUGGCCUACCUCAUCACAGAGCAGCUUACUAGGAUGGAGUGCCAAGAUCAGACUACCUGCAGCCAGAUGGUGCGGGUCCUACAGUCCCAUUCUCUCUACAACAAAGGCUGGUGUGAUUUGGCUUUCAACUUCCUGGUUGGGGAUGAUGGCAAUGUGUAUGAAGGUGUCGGUUGGCAUGUCCAAGGCUUGCGUGCUCAAGGCUACAGUAAUGUCUCUCUGAGCAUUGCCUUCUUUGGCAGUAAAAUAGGCAGCAGCCCCAGUCCCACUGCUUUAUCAGCUGCAAAGGACCUGAUCUCCCGUGCCAUCCAGGAUGGGUACCUGUCACCUAGGUACAUUCAGCCACUUCUCUUAAGAGAAGAGACCUGCUUGGUUCCUCAACAUUCAGAGAUGCCAAAGAAAGCAUGCCCCAGUAUCACUCCACGGUCUGCUUGGGAAGCCAGAGAGACACACUGCCCUCAAAUGAACCUCCCAGCCAAAUUUGUCAUCAUCAUCCACACUGCUGGAAAAAGCUGCAAUGAAUCUGUGGACUGCUUGGUUCGUGUCAGAGACACACAGUCUUUUCACAUAGACAAUCAAGAUUUCUGUGACAUUGCAUAUAACUUUCUAGUGGGCCAGGAUGGUGGAGUGUAUGAAGGAGUUGGCUGGAAUAUCGAAGGUUCUCACACCUAUGGAUACAAUGACAUUGCAUUAGGAAUUGCCUUCAUGGGAAACUUUGUAGAAAAGCCUCCAAAUAAAGCCGCUCUGGAAGCAGCUCAGGACCUGAUCCAGUGUGCCGUGGCCAAGGGGUACCUGACCCACAACUACCUGCUAAUGGGCCACAGUGAUGUGUCCAACAUCCUGUCCCCUGGCCAGGCAUUGUAUGACAUCAUCAAGACAUGGCCUCACUUCAAGCACUGAGGGAGGCCCCAGUCCCAUCCGAGGAUGCUCUUCCUCCUGCUGGGUGUCUGUCCUUACCUCCCACCUUGGCUCAGCACCUCUGGCCCGCUCUCUUCACUGCCUCAUCUAGUUCCCUUUUCUUGUGUGUUACAGUUACAGCAUCCUCUCUUAUUGACAUUCUCCAGUGUCUCCCAAGCUGGGCACUUACCAUCCACAGGGGCUGGGUGCCACUUCCUCUCUCUUCCUUCCUCUCCCAAGAGCACUCACCUGCUCAGCCAGACGAGGCUCUCUUUCCCUUGUUACCUGUCUCUUGCCUUGAAUGCAGUCACCUAUGAUCUGUAUGGCAGCUCCAUGCUCAUCCAUAGUCCCAGUCCUCCUUGUACACAUUUGAAUACUCCCCAUGUUUAAGGGCUGACAUUCCCUUCAGACAUAUCUAUUCUCUCCUGGUUAUCAGAUUUUCCAGGACAGCAGGUGACAUUUCUUUGUUACUACAUAUCCUGUGCCAACUCCUGAGCUGAGCCCAACACAUUGCAUGAUACAGAUAUUUGCUGAAAAAGACGCUGGAUGAAAGAGCUGAUCCCAGUCCUGUUUACAACUGCCCACUUUGUUCAUCACUGCUCUGUGGGAGGCCCUGCCGGACAGGUCCAGCAGUCUACCCUGGUCCCUCCAGGAGGCACAAGCUGACAGCGGUGACUUGUCUGUAAUGGAUUCUGUGUCUCCAGUCUUCUGAGCCUUGUCCACAAACCACUCUGAAGACCAGCCAAGCAGAGCUGCGUUCACAGGUGCUGUCUGUCCAGUGUCUGUAGUCUGCCUGUGCCUGUCUGGUCCUACUGAGCUGAGAGUGGGCCCAGAGCCUUUGUAUUCUGUAGCACCCCGCUCCUCCUUCCUAGAGGGAAGAGCCCUUCAUCAUUGUGGCUGAGACAGCCCCGACUCCCACAGCUGUUCCAAAGAUGUACCCAAGCUGGUGGUUCUUGCUUUAUUGGAUAUGAAGAAAAUGAUGCUUAAGCAUAUUUUCUCCAUCUGUUGUUAAUAACUCCUUUGGUGCUCAGAUUGGGUUUUUGCUUUUAGAGUGUUUUCAUAUCUCUUGCAACAUGGUGAGCCUUUACAACCUCACAUGUACUCUGUUUUUCUUUUGCUUUUCACAGACCUUCAGAUGUCAUUAGGUUGACUCUGUUCAUUUGUCGUCUUUCCUAAGGCAUCCUGGGCAUGUAAUCAGGAGAAGGAAGAAAUGAGUUGUCUAGUGGUUCAGGCUUAAAGGGACACACCAGCCAUUCCUGAUUUACACAGCAGGGGUAGAAUGCAAACCUCGCAGGCCUUUCUGUCAGAGUCAGUGCAGACUUUUCUGUAUGGAUGGAGGCUGGGGACAGACUUCUCAGCAAGGAUGGAUUUAAUACCUCCCACACAGGGAGUAGUCAUAGGGGUAGUCAUGAGAUGCUAAGAAAUAGCCUCACCCAAAUCCACCUGUCAGUCACAGUUGUAUUGAACUUCUUGACAGUCACAUAUAGUGAAUGAGAGAUGGACCUUUUGAGAGGCAAUCAAUCAGUGCAUUCAUGUUGUUACUGUAAAAGUGAGUUUGUUAUAAAAAUGAGUGUGUCCCAUCCCCCACUCUCUUGUGCUUUCCCACUCUGCCAGGGCAUGAUGUGACCAUAAGGCCUGGCCAGAUGCUGACCUCACCGUGUCCAGACUAUACAAAAUAAAUCUUUUUUUUUUUUU
Molecule: messenger RNA, 4839 nt
Organism: Peromyscus leucopus (white-footed mouse)
Lineage: Eukaryota; Metazoa; Chordata; Mammalia; Rodentia; Cricetidae
Gene: Pglyrp3
Product: peptidoglycan recognition protein 3
Exons: 7
Coding region: 2128-3147 (339 amino acids)
Biological process (GO): peptidoglycan catabolic process
Molecular function (GO): zinc ion binding; N-acetylmuramoyl-L-alanine amidase activity
Source: RefSeq, a predicted model, not a curated record